UUCCCAAGGUCACGUGAUGUGUUUAGUAUUGGCGUCAUGUAAAAAGCAUUGGUUAGAUAGCCGAUUGAUUACAAGUUUCCAUUCUGUAUAUUCUGUGGCUUGGUUCUGUUUACACGAAUCACGAAUGGCUUAACCAUAAUUGUUGCAUCCUUGCAUCUUGUGAAAGUGAUAGGUGUGUUGCAAGUUUUUAAAAGUGAAUGAACUACCUACUAGGCCUACCGUACAACAUUUUCUUCAAUUAUGGAGCAAGAAUUUUAUACAAGAGGAAAGUAUUUGGCGGAUCUUGCUAAAAAUCAGGGAAUGAGAAGUAUAUAUCCAAAAGCAAUUUUUGAGGAUGGAAGCAAUGCUGAGUUUGAUGAUCAUGACAAUACUGGAACUACAGAUGCUGGAAAUCUUGCCAAAUUUGAUGAUCCUGAUGGCAGUGAUAAAGACCCUUAUCAUAAUCCUAGUGAAUCAAAUCUUGCUGAAUUUCAUGAUCCUGAUGACAGUGAUAAAGACCCUAUCAUAAUCCUAGUGAAUCAAAUCUUGCUGAAUUUGAUGAUCCUGAUGACAGUGAUAAAGACCCUAAUUAUAAUCCUAGUGAAUCAGAUGACAGUGUAGUU
Nilaparvata lugens (brown planthopper) is the source of this 602-nucleotide messenger RNA. RefSeq lists its product as uncharacterized. The transcript is spliced from 2 exons. NCBI's taxonomy places the organism in Eukaryota, Metazoa, Arthropoda, Insecta, Hemiptera, Delphacidae. The record is from RefSeq and is a predicted model, not a curated record. Bases 241 to 600 code for a protein of 119 amino acids.